This is a messenger RNA of Drosophila yakuba, 10321 nucleotides long. It is a transcript of the gene pk, whose product is annotated as protein prickle. Gene Ontology annotation, molecular function: zinc ion binding. Lineage: Eukaryota; Metazoa; Arthropoda; Insecta; Diptera; Drosophilidae. The transcript has 6 exons. Bases 5820 to 9746 code for a protein of 1308 amino acids. The record is from RefSeq and is a predicted model, not a curated record.
CGCAGGUUCGAUCAGUCUGAAAGCGGCGUCAGUUGCGAGCGGUUUACACUUGGCGACAGGUGCGGCUUUUCGUCGAGUAAUCCGCCUGAUCGAUCGAUCGAUCGCGCGCGCUUCUGCGAUGUCGAUUUCGGUCCACGUUAUCUUGCGCCAGAUCUGUCAUUUACCGUUUUCAGCCAGAUCGGUGCAAAGUGCACAAAAACCACCAUCGAAUAGCUCCUAAUUGAAUUGGCAACAAUCGAUAAUUUGUGACGUGAAGUGCAUAAUUUAGUGUGAUCCCUACCAGGGCAGGCUAUAUCCAUCGGGCAGAGUGCUCCUUCGUGGGGCCAAGUGAGUUUGUGCAACCAACUAUUCGCAAACGGCCAAGUGAGGUGUGAUUUAAGCCAUGUUUUCGCCUUCGUACAAAACGGAUACCAGCAUAUUCUCCUUCCCCUGCUACAAACUCUUUCGUAUUCAGAUACAGAUACAGCCGACAAUAAAAUAACAUUAAAAAUCAAAUUAAAAAACUCGAUACCGAUUGAUAUGCGAGGCACAGACUUCGAGUCGCUUGCCCUAGCACAAUAUUUUUAUGGCAUUAUCGAAGGUCGAGAAUCUAUCAGCCAAGGUGUGUUGCUGGUACUUGGCAAACGAAAGACUUGGGCAACGAACUUCGGACGUAGCCAGCUCACCGGAAUAAUAGCUUUCAUAAGCUUAUGCACAUUACACGUCAACUGAAGUGCUCAGCUUGAUUUAUUUAGAUGCGUUAGGUUUUAAUCGCCAUUCGCAGCGCACUUUCACCAACUUGCUGCAGCCUCGCGGAAUGAAGUCAUAACCAAAUAGGCUUACGACCUGCUCCAGCACAUAAAACACGACUUGUCUAGCCAUAAAAACACUUGCCAAAGCCCGAAAAUAAUUUGAUUACCGCGCACUCCUCUUGGCUUUCUCCGCCGCUUGAUCCAAUUAGUUUUCGGUGGGCCACAGUGCAGAUAUAUGUAGCUGAGGACCUGGGCAAUCGAAGCAGCUGCCACCCACAGAAGUGCAAUGAAACGGACUUACAUGGCGGCAAUGUGUCAACAAUGGCUUGUUAGCAAUUGCUUUUUAGCCAAGUGUGUGAGUGUGUGGGCUUCGAACAGGGGUAUGCAGCUGAAAACACCUUAUUGACAAGAGACAUUUGACUCGAACUGCACGUGUGUGUGGGCCGGGGUUGAAAUUUAUCUCCGAUUUCUAAUUGCCUGACAUGCCAAUUUAAAUCUAAAGCUCACCGAUAGCUCGCCGGUUCUGCGGCGCAUUCCUCCGCGGUUUAUAGCCCGGCCAGGGUGGCCAUAAAACGAGCACUGCAAUUCGAUCUGCUUUUGUAUGGCCCGUCCGGUCCAACUUAAUCAAUUUUCGCACUACUGCUGGCUCGAUUCCGGGCUUUAUUGAGAAAUUCUUCAUAAUUAUGUAGCGUCGGCCGGCGGCGGUUUGAAAUAAAACUGUGCUUUAUGGCCGAGUUGCGGCAACUAGUUGGCUCAAUUAUGGCUCUGCUGCAUCAACUUUCUCCCUCACUUUGGGCCAACUGCCACGGCUGCUUAACCCCAAUCGACGCCUCUAACUGACUAACUAACUGGCGUGUUAAUUUGUUAGUUGGUUAGUUUACUCCGCACGCAGCCAUCUAGCCACACAAUUGCCGGAGCAUGAAGCCAAGAUGCUCUGGCUAUCGGAAUCUUAGAUACAAAGCAGCCAAAGAAUCCCGCCUCGGAAUAGAUUGGCCACUUUACAGUUAUCGUCUUGGUGUUGUUAGCAUAACAAAGGUCCGAGUGGGUCAACAACCUAACCUUCGUUAUGUCAAUCUCGUCUGUUUUCCACUAUUUGCAUAUUACACAUGUCUCACGUCCAUUUAAAGACGCAAUUUAGGAACCAUUUCCCAGCUAUUCAUCAUUGGCAAGCGAAUUUCGGUCCGUAUGCAUUAAUUAGGCCGCGUUAUGAGCUUUUAAGGCGGGAAGUCAUUAAUAAGUAUUAAAUCCGUCGAUGGACGUAUGCAAACGCCAAUUCGAACUGUCAUCCUGUCAGUUCGCGUUAGUUUCCCAACCAUCUUCCAGGCAGAUAAGAACGGGUUCCCCAGAAAUUGGAGCAACGUUAGCUGGUCCGCUCGUUUCCUCUCACCCAAAUUGUAGUUGUAUUUGAUUGUGUUUGACAUUUAACACGAGUGCGCUGCAGAUUAGACUUGCCACUGCCGCCUUCCGCCCACAAGGUUUUCAUUUUGAAGGCGUGUCGGCUCGAUUUUCAUUUCACUUCGUUUUCCGCGACCGGAGCCCCGUAGAGUCGAACGAUUUUCUAACUGGCUGCGAUCGAGUUUUAUGCGAGCGCAAUAAAAAUUCGAGAAGGAAUUCCAUUUCUGCUCAGAGCAAUCAAUUUCGAUGGGGACAAAGGCCUUUAGCACCCCGCUCCAGCGAUAAGUCAGGCGUGAGAUUAUUAUCCGAACCUCUGAAAUAUGAGGCCCAGACAAUGGCUCAUUAGAUCGCUUGGCUUUCGCCCAAACUAGUUUGGCUGGCAGGCCUAAACUUUGUAAUUAUUACGGCAUGGCCCAGCCGUAACUUCCAGAGGCUAAAAUUAUAGUUCGGCCGUAAAUAGACAAACAAGUUAAUCCAUUAGCGAGUGAGACAUCUCGCCUGACUGCCAAACAGAACCGGAAAGAACCCAACUCCGCAGACCGCUAUUAGGUGCAUAUAUCUUAUUGUUUAUAUUGUCUCUUGGCGGGAUUCGUAUGGUAAUUUCGGAAAAUGUGCCAGCUGCAUAGGAACAUCAGACUGCAUAAUAAAUUAUGAAAUUUUACAGUUGCCGCCGCGCUGAAUGAGUUGUCACGUCUGCGGCUUUCUAAACCACUUAGGUAGGCAGCUAUAAGUCCAUAGAUAUGUCGGAUUCUGUGCUGCUGAAUGGGAUUCUUGAUAACUUGAUAACACUAUUUCAACCCGUUCAAUAAAGACUUCUCGGGGAAAUGCGGCUCAAGUGGGCGCAACACAACACACAAAACACAAAAGGUUGAGUGCUGCGGUGAACGGCUUAGCUGCGAGUUGGGAAAGUAAACCAAGACAAAGCAAUUGACUUUUUAACCUGCAUUUCUGUCUAUUACACUCCGAGAAAAAUCUACAUAAAUAGUCAUAAUAUUAAUUGCGCCAGACAGGCCAUUUUCCACGCAGUUUCCCAGCCGCCGGCUAUGAAAACUUGAACCCCGGCAAAUGGCCGGCAAUAAAAGGCACCAUAAAGCUACCAUACUUGAGUUUAUGCCGUAUGCAAGGGGAAACAGCACUGGUCAACUGGGUAAUUCCUAGUGGGGAUUGAUGACAGAGCCGCCAGCCACUCAAACUAAAGCAGAGUCGAAUGGAGAAUUGCAGUUAACAGCAAUUCAAUGCCAACUUCUGCAGUUGCUUCGGCUGAGGUGUGUGCAAACGCGCAUACGCCCCGUUGGCCUAGUGCGAUUGCAAGCAGCCGCUGCCAAUGGGUCAGGCAUUAUCAGAUAUUAACGCCGGCAAUUUGGCAUCGGAUAAAUUACGCGGCAAGCAUCGAUGGCGUCACUUACACAUGUCGAACAACCGCCAUCAAUAAAUACUAACGGCGCCUCGCGGCAUCAACUCCACAUCGACAUCCAAAGUGCGCCACUAUAUCUGGCAUAUGGCAUCUUGGAUCUGGGAUCUUGGAUCUGGGAUCCACAGCUUUCCAUCUUCUGCCUUGGACCAACCGCCGGAAGUCUUUGUUUGGGCAUUUGCUGGCCGCCCGGCUCCAGUUUUUCUUAUGAUUAUUGUGUGAUCGCGUUUUAAUCGCAUCGGGGAAGAGCUCUUUGUGGCACAUGUGAAUCAUGCGCAAGUGCCGCUUUUCCCAUUCGAAGACCGGUUUUCCCCACUUACCCACUCAUUGGGCUCUAAUCACACCCGCUGUCUAACUGCAAAUCUGGCCGGGAUCGCGUGCUGCGGCCCCGACUUUGUUGCGGUUGGAAAUCAUCUUCAAUUUCUGUGCUAGCCGGAAGCCAGUUGCUCCACUCGGGCGGCUAUGAUUGCGAUUCUUUUUGUUUAUAAUUCAAUUACAGGCCUCCUUCGCUCAGAGCCUCAAAUUCUUCCGCGCAAAUGUCGAGUCUUCUGGGUGGAAUGUGUGCCUACGCUGCUUGUGAGAAAACGCUAUAAUUUCUCUAUUUGGAUGUAAUGAAUUCAGAAACUGAUCUAUUUAUGGCACUCUAACAUGAACUACCACUUAAUAAUUUAAAAGUUAGAACAUUCAUCCUUUUUACAUAUUUUCGUUUGGAUAAAGACGAGUCAAAGAACAUUCUGCAAAUAAACAAAGAGCAAAUUUGAAAUUAAAAUGUUGAUUAAAUCAUUAUAUGUUUCGGAAUAUACUCAAAAUAUUACAUUGAGCUUCACUCGAAAUCAACUUGAAAUGACAGUUUUUGUUUGUCGGUAGUUUAGCAUUGAAAAUGGUUCCAUUGACCGUUUAACAUUAAAUUGAUUUGUCAAUACCGAACUGCUGUCGCUCCGUUUUUAAGCUGUGUACUGUGAUCUUUGAUCUCGAACUCUUUGGUAAUCUGAUAAAUAUUGCCUCUGCUCUUGAUUGGCAGCUUUUCCCUGGCAUUGAUCUCAUAAAUACGAGCCGAGGCCCCGCUUUUUGUCGACUCCAUUAAGGGGUCGGCGAGCACUAAGCUAAAAACAGCUUAAUGCACUGUGGGAUGCCUGGAUACUCGCAGCUAGAGAUAGAUAUAGAGAUAGAGAUAGAGACACAGAUACAGAUGGAAAGCACACACUCAGGAUACAUGUGGUACGUGGAUGACGGUAAGCUGCAAUUGCCGCAAAGGCAUUUGGCUACCACUCAAGCAGCUGCGGCAGUCACCGCUGAUGGUGAUGAUGAUGAAGAUGAAGAUGAAGUUAUUAUUAUCUGACAAGGGCAUCGCCGCGAUGGAAACUGCAGUGGCUCGCACUUAGCGGAGCUGUUUUCCACGUUUUCCACCGAUACCUGCCUCUACGUGUCUGCUGUCUUUAUUAGAGGCGUAACCAAUCGCCUCGAUGCCUGAUGCCUGAUGGCCGAUGCCUUAUGGCUUAUUCCCGAUGCCAGGGUGUCCGUCCAAUGGUCCAAUGGCCAUCACCAGCACCAUCACCAUCUUCGCUUUUAGCCAUUAGCAGUGGUAAGCGCGUUCGCUUCGCUAUUUGCCUUACAUCGAAUCACUAUUAAGGGCUCAGGCUGCCAAUUCGCAGUGUCUACACAAAUUUGAUUAAGUUUCCUUCUGGGCAGGCGGCUUCCGUGUGCGGUUUGGGGAAAGUGUUAUGUUAGUGCCAAGGCGGUUUUCAUCUUGUUCGAAAGUAAAUUAUAGACAAUCGAUCACAAGACUGUGGGCUGUGUAAUUGUCUAGCCUCCAAUUUCCAGUCGAGAAAGUUGAGUUUUCCUCGGGCUGGGCAUCUGUAUCUGAAUUAAAUAAAGUGUUAUUAAACGGAAAUAUAAAACUUUUUAGGACAAUGCGCCUAUAAAUGAUUUUUGUAUAAAGCAAUAUAGAUUAACUAAUUCCUAAUCAAUGCAGUGACCGCACAAUAUAUUUAAAAUAAAUUUUGGCCGCACAACCAUUACAAAAGCGAAUGCCACAGAAAUACUUCUAGUACAAAAGAGUACAAAAUUCUGAAAAUUCGUCGCACAAACACCAAAUUAAAAAAACAAGUGUACAAAAAACUACAAUCAUGUAAUUAAAAUUCCACUUGAAAGUAAAUUUACGACUAAGCUUUAAAACAAAAGCAACCAAAAAAGCAGCUACAAGAAAAGAAUGACAUUGCCGACAAGAAAAGACAACGAGAACUGAAAAAUAAUUACGGCCCAGAACAAUAAUAAUAAGCAACAUGAGCAGCCUGUCAACCAGAGGAGGAGGAGGAGGAGGAGCAGGAGGCUCCAGCGGAGGAUCGGGGGAAGCAGAUGAUGCUGCCGCUGCCGCUGCUCCUGCUGUUGGACAGGCAACAGUAACGGCCACUGGCAACAUGGAGCCGGCGAUGGUGCCACGUACCGCCAAUUUGCUGGCAUGCAAACAAUGGUGGCGCGUCUGCUUCUUGUACGGGGACCAGCAGAAAUAUUAUCGACAGCUCUAUAGCAAGGCGGCGGCCCAGCGGCUGGCGGACGCUAAUCAGGAGCCCGACAAUGCCCGCGAUCGGGAGUACGACACCGUGGACUGCGAUCUUAUCGCCGGGCAAUUAGAUGCCGGCGAGGAAGCGGACGAUGGCAUCGAUCUGGGCGAUCACUUGGCGACCACGAAGGGAGCAGCGGUACCGGCGGGCCGUCCACUCUUCCCGCUCUCCUCCCCGCCGCGGCGCAGCAAGAAGCUCCUGAGAUCCUUGCGAACCCAUGUGCGCGAGAAGAAGCUGCCGAAGAACGACACUGCGACGGCCAACGAGUCCAGCGAGGUAACCCAGCGGAAUGCCAGGGUUACCGUACUCGACGACCCCUUUCUAUUCGGCAUCGACGCCGAUCACCUGGGAGAUCUCGUGGUGCGUGGCAAGCGGUACAGUCCACUGGACGUCGCGGAGCAGGAGGCCACGGCCCAGGUGCUGGAGAUCAUCGAGCAGGAGGAGGAGUCUUCGGAGCAGGAAGCUCCCAAGCCCGCCCUACCGCCCAAGCAAAAGCAGCAGCGUCCGGUGCCUCCAUUGCCACCACCACCAGUGAACCGGGUCACCCAGGACCAAGGAGUGCAACCUGCAGCACCACAAGUGCCCCUGCAACCCCUGACCGCCGGCGAUCUACAGUUUCUAAACUUGAGCCUGCGGCAGAGGAGUUUACCGCGCAGCAUGAAGCCGUUUAAGGAUGCCCACGAUAUCAGUUUCACUUUCAACGAACUGGACACGAGCGCCGCACCGGAAGUGGCCACAGGAGCCACAGGAGCCGCCCAGCAGGAGUCAAAUGAGCCCAUCAGCCGCACUCCGCUUACGCAGAUCUCCUAUCUGCAGAAGAUCCCCACGCUGCCACGCCACUUCUCGCCCAGUGGGCAGGGCCUGGCCACGUCCUCCGCCCUCGGCAGCGGUGGCAUGGGUCUGCCCAGCAGCUCCUCCGCCAGCGCCCUCUACGCAGCCCAAACGGCGGCCGGAAUCCUGCCCACCUCCCCGCUCCCCCUGCAGCGCCACCAGCAGUACUUGCCGCCGCACCACCAACAGCACCCAGGAGUGGGUAUGGGAUUGGGCAUGGGACCGGGACCGGGACCAGGAUCGGUGGCUUCAGCAGGACCGCCCCUUGGCCCCCAGUACACCAAUCCCAAGUACUCAAAUGCCCAGCUGCCGCCACCGCCGCACCACCACCACCAGCUCUCGCCGGCUCUAUCCACACCCUCGCCACCCUCGCUGCUCCACCAUCCCGCCGGCGGCACUUCAUCCGCCUUGGGCCAGGUUCCCUUCCUGGGCGGACCGCACAUGGACAUGCAGCGCCAGUCGCACUCGGACGACGACAGUGGCUGCGCUCUGGAGGAGUACACCUGGGUGCCACCUGGACUGCGGCCUGAUCAGGUUCGCUUGUACUUCUCGCAGAUACCCGACGACAAAGUGCCAUACGUCAACAGUCCCGGGGAGCAGUAUCGUGUGCGACAAUUGCUCCAUCAACUUCCGCCGCAUGAUAACGAGGUUCGUUACUGUCACUCACUGACGGAUGAGGAGCGCAAGGAGCUGCGGCUCUUCUCCACGCAGCGCAAACGCGAUGCCCUGGGCCGCGGCAACGUGCGGCAGCUGAUGAGCGCCCGACCCUGCGACGGCUGCGAUGACCUAAUCUCCACGGGUGACAUCGCCGUGUUCGCCACGAGACUGGGUCCCAAUGCCAGCUGGCAUCCGGCGUGCUUCGCCUGCUCCGUUUGCCGCGAGCUCCUCGUGGACCUCAUCUACUUCCACCGGGAUGGGCGCAUGUACUGCGGACGCCACCACGCCGAGACCCUAAAGCCCCGCUGCUCGGCGUGCGAUGAGAUUAUCCUGGCAGACGAGUGCACGGAGGCGGAGGGCAGGGCGUGGCACAUGAACCACUUCGCCUGCCACGAGUGCGACAAGCAGCUGGGCGGGCAGCGGUACAUCAUGCGGGAGGGCAAACCGUACUGUCUGCACUGCUUCGACGCCAUGUUCGCCGAGUACUGCGACUACUGCGGGGAGGCCAUUGGGGUGGACCAGGGCCAGAUGAGCCACGACGGGCAGCACUGGCACGCAACGGACGAGUGCUUCUCCUGCAACACGUGCCGCUGCUCGCUGCUGGGUCGCGCCUUCCUGCCGCGACGAGGAGCCAUCUACUGCUCCAUUGCCUGCAGCAAGGGGGAACCGCCCACGCCCUCGGACAGCUCUGGCACCGGCAUGUACACCACGCCCACUCCGCCCACACAGCGAGUGCGCCCCCACCCACAGGCGCCUCUGCCAGCGCGCAUCCCAAGCAGCCACGCCUCCAGCUCGCCGCCCAUGUCGCCGCAGCAGCAGCAGCAGCACCAGGCGACCUUCAAUCAAGCGAUGUACCAGAUGCAGAGCCAGCAGCUGGAGGCGGCGGGGGGACUGGUGGAGCAGAGCAAGAGCUACGCCGCCUCGGACUCGGAUGCGGGCGUGGUGAAGGACUUGGAACAUGGCGGACACAUGGGCGGAGGAGAUCUGACGGACUUUUCGGGGGGUCGCGCCUCCAGCACCUCGCAGAACCUAUCGCCUCUGAACUCACCCGGCGACUUCCAGACCCACUUUCUGCCAAAGCCCAUGGAACUGCAGCGCGACGGAGUGUACAACUUCAACGAGAUGUCCUCGAACCUGGACGCAGCCUGGCCAGCGAAGCCCACCAACAGCUACCAUCUGCAGAGACAGCUCCUUGAGAACCCACACACUUCCAGCAUGCCGGAACUUGCGGGAAAACUGGUGGCGCCUUCUGCACACAUGCAACACAUGUCCCAGCUGCACGCCGUCUCCUCGCAGCAGUUCCAGCAGCACGAGUACGCGGACAUCCUGCAUCCGCCGCCGCCACCGCCGGGCGAGAUUCCCGAUCUGCCCACUCCCAACCUAAGCGUGGCCUCCACCGCCCUGCCACCCGAACUGAUGGGCUCACCCACCCACUCGGCUGGCGACAGGUCGCUGAACACACCCCUGUCCACACAGUCGGCCUCGCACGCGCCCCCACAUCCGGUAUCCAUACUAAGCGGUGCCUCCUCCUCCUCGCCGAUGAGCGGGGAGCCGGCCAAGAAGAAGGGCGUGCGCUUUGAGGGAAUUCCGGACACCCUGCCCCGAUCGCGCAGCUACUCGGGCAACGGAGCGGGAACGAGUGGUGGCGGCGAGAGGGAGCGGGAUCGGGACAAGGACAAGGAGGGAGGCGGUCGCCAUGGUCACGGCCACUCCUCCCGAAGGCGAAGACGUCGCAAGUCCUCCAGCAGCUCAUCGCACCAUCGCAGCGGCAGCGGCCAUCGGUCGCACUCGACCACUCGAGCGGACACCUAUGCGCCUGCCGAGCCCCUAUCCUCGUCCUACCAAAGUCCGCCAUCUCUGCUACAAGCUGCCAACUUGGUCCACGAGUCGCCCAAGGGACAGCAGAGGGAACGGGAGAGGGAGCGGGAACGGGAGCGAGAGCGGGAACGCGAGGAGUCCGAGGAGUCGGACGUGUGCUCCACCUGCUCCUCGAGCUCCUCCAGCUCGGAGGACUACAUGAUGAUGUACCAGCUGCCGCAGAGGCGCCACUACGGCGGCGUGCGCGUGAGCUAUGUGCCCAACGAUGCACUGGCCUACGAUCGGAAGAGGAAGCCCAGUGAACUGGGCGGCGACAAGGACAAGAACUGCAUCAUCUCGUGAUGCCGCCUGCCGGAAGGGUUCCAAUCAGAGCCCAGGCUCGAGUACAGAUGCAGAUGCACAAGUAAAUCGAGAUCUUAUUAAUGUGGCGCCACGGGCAACUCCAUCUCGUGGCUAACGAAGUGGCCCAGAACGCUCGCGGGGAUCAUAAAUUCCUCGGAAGGGAGGCAAUUGCCUCUCCACCAAGCAAAAUAAAGUUCAACUUGACAUUAAGGCGCCUAGUUAAGAUACACUCACAAACAUACAUAUGCAACUCCGGAGGAGGAGACCCUACGAUAAGAGCCAACACUGUUCCAAAUACACAUCCCUAGUUAAGCUAAUUGAAGAUUGAACUAUAUAUUAUUACUAUUGAUUACCGGUAGCGUAGCGAAGAUACAUUGCAGAUAACCCUAUUUAUACAUUUUAUUUAUAUUUAUCUAUAUUUAUCGCAUUCUAGGCUUCCCAUAUACGGUGAGUAUAUGCCUAGACAAUUAAGUAGAACCCUGAAGUUGACGAUUGGGCUAAUGAAACUCUACAAUAACAUAGGUUAAGCGGAAUCACUGUAUGACAUUCACGAGAAUAAAGUUCAAAAGGAGUAA